Sycon ciliatum is the source of this 2503-nucleotide messenger RNA. Its product is annotated as G-protein-signaling modulator 1-like. The coding region runs from base 186 to 2120 and encodes 644 amino acids. Gene Ontology annotation, biological process: establishment of mitotic spindle orientation. Gene Ontology annotation, cellular component: cell cortex. The transcript has 7 exons. The record is from RefSeq and is a predicted model, not a curated record. NCBI's taxonomy places the organism in Eukaryota, Metazoa, Porifera, Calcarea, Leucosolenida, Sycettidae. Gene Ontology annotation, molecular function: G-protein alpha-subunit binding; GDP-dissociation inhibitor activity.
ACACUGCACAGGUGCAGGGAGAUCUCGGCCGUUGCAAGGGCUGCUCAGCGAAACACCUCCAAUGUUCCGGAUGAGAAGUAAGUGGCCAUGAAGUGAUACUGCAUGCUCACCUAGGUUAUUGUUGAUUCUCAGAUCAAUUGCCCUACCUCGAUCCUACUUCCUAAUUAGACUGCCGAAAAGCUGAUAUGGCCGGUAUCGAGAGGGAACUAUCAGCUGCCGGAGCUCUGGACGAUGUUCUCGCCGCAGAAUUAGAUCAAACCGGAGGCGGCAAUUCCAAUGGGCAAGCCGUUGCCGAUCUCGUUGCGGAGGCAGAGGGAUGUAUUGGCUCCGGGAAACCAGCCAAGGCCAUUCCAGUUCUGGAGAAAGUGCUGUUGAUGUGCAAUAAGGAUGACGCUGAGCUUUGCAGUGUGCUGUGGAAUAUGCUGGGUAACGUGCAUUUUCGCUUGGCCGAUUUCUCCAAGGCCAUCUAUUGCCAUCUUCACGAUUUGGCCAGUUGUCGGGAGGCUGGUGACGGCGAAGGUUGCACCAAGGCGUACGCCAACCUUGGCUUGGCGUUCAAGAACGCCGGGCAGCACGAGAAGGCUGGUCAGUGCUUCGCCAGUCAACUGCAGAGUUGCGAGCGAAGGCGCCAUCAGACAGGCAUGGCUCGUGCUUACAACAACCUCGCUCAGCUGACUGUGAUGAUGGCCAAACUACUGAUGAAAGAAUGUCGUGAGAAGACUGCCAUUGCUCAGGGAGCCGGUCGCGAUAAUGCAGAAGCUGCCACAUUGUCCAAAUUGAAGGACAGCAUCAGAGAACGCCUCACUCAAGCAACUGCAUUCUUUCAAAACCAACUGCAAAUUGUUAGCAAACAGCGAGACAGGCUUGCCGAGGCGCGAGCCCAUGGAAACAUCGCCGAGUGCUACGAACUGCUUGGGAAGUACGGAAAGGCUAUUGAACACCACACCCGGAGAUUGACAAUGGCUGAAGAUCAGAAUGACCAUGAGGGAAUGAGUCGAGGACACUGCAACAUCGGCAACUGUCUGCGAUCACUUCAAGAGUAUGAAGAGUCAAUUGAGCACUACACGAAGGACCUGAACAUCAGCAAAGAACUGGGCGAUGCGGCCGGACAAGCCAUUACACAGCGCAAUCUUGCAAACACGUACGAUAUGAUGGGCGACUACAACACCGCCGUGCGUUGGCAUACAGAUAAUCUUGACCUUGUGAAGGAGCUGGGUCAGCGCAAUGAGCAAAUCCUGGCCCUUGGUUACAUUGCCUCGCUGCAUGAGGACAUGGAGCAGUAUGACUCGGCCAUUGAGUUCUACACCAAGCAAAUUGACAUCUACUGUGCAGCUGGCAGUGAGGAAGGACAAGAACAGGCGACUGGCAAUGUUCAGCGUCUGCACAAGCUCAUCCAGAAACGUCGAGAGGGAUUCAACGCCAGUCCUGCGGCAUCGCCUCGCGUCGCCAACAAACAGGGCAUAUUCGACAGUGCCCGGCGCUUGAAGGAGGGCACGAUGCGCAUCUUCAACCGCAAGGACAGGCGCAGCGUGCUGGCGAAAGAAGAAAGCCCCUGGAUCACGGACAUGGAGACGCCGCCGAUGCGCCGCCGUCAGCUGCGAGGUACUGAUAAUGUGUAUCGUGUAGCGCAGCCACGCGAUGGUGUGGCUGUCAGCGCUGGCCCUGGUGCAGUCAGCGGUAUCGGCUUCUUCAACCCUACACACGCCACAUCCACGUUUGACGAAGGCAAAGCCAAGACAGACAAAGCACUGGAGUCAGUCAUGGCUUCACUCAGCACUGACCAACCUGCCAAGCCCAGCGGCAAGAAGGCCUCGCAGGCCGAGUCAAACUUCAUACUGCGUGCGCCCAGCCAGGAAGAGCAGGAGAAGCGCAUAUCAAUCUACGCGUCGACGUUCGGAGGUCGUAAUCACGCCAUGCAGCUGCAGCUGGGCGUUGGAAGCAUGCUGCAGGAGAUUGCACACGAGAACCCGCUGUUCUCCGCUUUCCGGGAAGAGCAGGGUUGGAACGGCGUCAUGGAUCAGUCUGCUCAAGCCAGCAUGAUGUUGAAUUCGAGGAGCAUGGAUUCAGUGGACGUGGGUAUGUUUGAAGCAGCAAAGGGCUCGGAGCAGCCAGCCAAAUGAGUUCUAUUUCGGCAUAGCCACAUGGAAGACGGAUAAUUCUUUUUGGUGAUGACUUGAGAUUUAUUUCAUCUAUGACAUGCUCCAUAGUUAGGCACUACACUUGGAAUUGAUAACUAUGAAAUGAAAAAAGAUCCCUAUUUUGAAACUUUUUUGGUAUAAAAUUAUUCUUUUCAACAUUUUUAAUAAUAGGUUCAAGUUUUCAAUUCAAUAUUUGAUUGUUCGCGUAUGUACCACUACAAGACUGGCUGAUUUGAUGUCAAGUGUUCAGAGCCAAUCCUGAACAUUCGCACUAGAUACAUAAGUAUACACAUACUUCAAAUGUAGUAUGCAUUGUUUUCAGGAGACAUUUGACUGUACAAGUGCACUAAAUUCCACCAAGAUGG